This is a messenger RNA of Fraxinus pennsylvanica, 786 nucleotides long. The record is from the annotation of a GenBank genome assembly. NCBI's taxonomy places the organism in Eukaryota, Viridiplantae, Streptophyta, Magnoliopsida, Lamiales, Oleaceae.
AUGCAGAGUUCUGUUAUUGUACUGUUUUCAUGGACUCUCCUCUACUCAAUCAAGAAGUCCCACAAAUUCAACAAAUCGGGAAUUGCUGUAAGUUGCUUGAAUCCUCGAAAUCCUAACUUGUUAUGGGGAGAUUAUGGCUCACCCAUCAAACCCCUUUCUUAUUUAAUCCCAUUUUUUCACAAAGUCAAGGACUUUGCUGUGAAAUCAUCAAAGCAGAACUGGACUUCUGUUUUCCAGAAAUUUAGCGGGCAAGAAACUUUGCGGAAUGGGUCAUUAGGAAUGGCACUCAUGUGUGUGACAUCAACAGCCAAGGUUAAAAUAAGCCCCUUUGUGGCUACAUUAGCCGCCAACCCGACUUUUGUUUCGGGUUUAUUUGCUUGGGUUAUUGCUCAAUCAGUGAAGGUUUUCUUGAAUUUUUGUGUAGAGAGGAAAUGGGAUUUUAGGAUUAUGUGUUCCUCCGGUGGAAUGCCCUCUUCUCACUCUGCUAUGUGUACUGCAUUAACUACUUCUGUGGCUAUUUGCCACGGAGUGGCAGAUUCUUUGUUUCCGGUUUGUUUGGGGUUCAGUUUGAUCGUAAUGUAUGAUGCCAUCGGUGUUAGACGGCAUGCUGGAAUGCAAGCGGAGGUUCUCAAUCUGAUCGUCGAGGACUUAUUCCAAGGGCAUCCAAUGAGCCAAAGAAAGCUCAAAGAACUUCUCGGCCACACUCCGUCCCAGGUUGUUGCUGGAGCUCUGCUUGGAGUAGUGGUAGCUUGGAUAUGUUGUCGGGGUUGCUUGAUUGCGAGCUAA